AUGGCCGAAUCCCCUCCAAGGUCCUCAUACGCAAGUCGCCAUCCGCAGCGUCUCCAAAUCAUUACGAACCUACGGCCAAAGGAACGACCUGCUCCAUCACCACGAAGACGAGUGUCUGUGGCUCCGAGAGACGACAUUGAGAGUGGGGUCUCCCCUUUUACUAUCCGGCCAGGAUGUCGAGAUAGUAUCCAGACAUCCACCUCACAGUCCCGUUCCACGUCCCUCGCAUUUGACUACAACAUCUUCGGUGCAGGCACGCGACACCACCGCCUCACAUCAACCAUGGGUCGCAUCAACGAGGCUGAAGAUGAAGAGAGGGAAAAGUUGAUCGACAAUGGUGAAUCUUCCCUUGGCGCUCCACAUUCCAGGCAAUCCGAGGAUAGCGUUUCGACAGCAUCCACCACUUCACUUGUCCUCGAGAACCUCAACUCGGUCUACGCUUCAAAAGAGGGGCGACAACCCUUUGAAUAUCGCGACAAUGACAGCGACCCUGAACUCCCCAGGUUCAAAGAUCAAAGCCAGGCUAUGGUCGGUCAACGCAUGUCCAAAAAUUUCCGCCGGGCUAUCUGGAUAGUCUCAGUGGUUGCCAUCAUCGGCUGGGCCUUUGCAUUGGUGGUCUUCAUCUCGGGCGGACGCUACAAGCAUUCCUCGAAACUGGAUUACAACCAUGAGACACCGGGCAAGAGUUCGGGGAAGAAGGUCACCCUUGAACAGGUACAAUCGGGCCAGUGGAGUGUCAGGCAUGCCUCAAUACAAUGGAUCAAAGGCCCUGCGGGAGAGGACGGGCGGUUGUUGGAAUACAACCAACCAGGGAAAGAUUUUCUUGUUGUGGAAGACAUCCGAAGUCGGAACGCAUCCUUGAAUGCCUCCCAGAGCAAGACACUUAUGAAAAGUGGUUAUAUUGACGUGAACGGCCAGCAAAAGUGGUCCGAGGACUUUUGGGUCAGUCCAGAUCACAAGCAUGUCUUGAUCUUGGUCGCCAGGGAAAAGGUGUUUCGUCAUUCCGCUAUCGGCAAAUAUUAUAUCUUGAGUGUCGAAACUCAGGAUGUUCAGCCACUCGACCCGGCCUUUGCGGACUCAAAGGUGCAACUCGCAACGUGGUCUCCCACCAGCAAAUCGAUUGUCUUCACGCGAGACAACAACCUCUAUCUUCGAGAACUCUCGUCUUCCAAGGUCACGCAAAUAACGACAGAUGGCGGUCCCGAAUAUUUCUAUGGAAUUCCAGAUUGGGCGUAUGAGGAAGAAGUCUUCGGCACCAACUCUGCCACCUGGUGGGCCAGGGAUGGGAAGUACCUCGCCUUUCUUCGCACAAACGAGACCGCUGUUCCCGAAUACCCCGUACAGUAUUUUCUCUCGAGACCUAGUGGCAAGACACCUCCCGAAGGUCUCGAAAACUACCCUGACGUGAGACAAAUCAAAUAUCCAAAGGCGGGUGCACCCAACCCGGUUGUCGACAUGCUCUUUUACGACAUCGACAAAGAGCAAGUAUUUGAGGUCAAUAUCAAAGGUGGGUUUCCCGACGAAGAUCGUAUCAUUUACAACACCGUGUGGGCGGACAACGGCAAGGUCCUGGUUUCCGAGUCAAAUCGUGAGAGCGAUCGUGCGAGAGUCGUCCUCGUCGACGUCACCACACAAACUGGACAGACGGUUCGGACCAUCGAUUUGAAAGAAGUCGAUGGUGGAUGGGUUGACCCGACACAGUACACACAGUACAUCCCGGCCGAUCCAAAAAACGGACGACCGGACGAUGGCUAUGUGGACAUCAUUGUAUCCGACAAUGGUAAUCAUCUGGCAUACUUUUCACCCCUCAACAGCUCCAUACCAGUCACACUCACCAAGGGCGCCUGGGAAGUUGAUGGAGGUGCUUCCGCGAUCGAUCUCAAGAAUAACCUCGUCUAUUUCAUCGCUGCCAAGGAGGCGCCCACGCAGCGCCACCUCUACAGUGUCAAGUUGGAUGGGAGCGCUUUCAGCUCACUCGUGCCCACCGAGGACGCUGCCUACUGGGGAGCCUCUUUCUCCUCGGGUGGUGGGUACAUCAACCUGCAAUACAGUGGGCCGGGCAUCCCAUACCAAAAGGUCAUCUCGACUCCUGCAAACACCGAAAAGAUCGAGCAAAUGGUCGAAGAUAACAAGGGGCUUGCCAAGAUGGCUGCAAGCCACGAACUUCCUCAUCUGGUCUACCAGAAUAUCACCGUUGAUGGUUACACACUCCAAGUUGUGGAAAGAAGACCGCCCCAUUUCGACGAGAAAAAACAAUACCCCGUACUCUUUUACCUCUAUGGUGGACCCGGCUCCCAGAUGGUGACUCGCAGAUUUCAAAUUGAUUUUCAAUCUUAUAUCGCGAGCUCUCUUGGCUACAUCGUCGUGACGGUUGACGGGCGAGGUACGGGAUUCAUUGGACGAAAAGCCCGCACCAUCGUCCGCAACGAGCUCGGAAAGUAUGAAGCCCAUGAUCAAGUUGCAGCCGCCAAGAUCUGGGCCGCGAAAAAGUAUGUCGAUGCCUCCCGAUUGGCGAUCUGGGGCUGGUCGUAUGGAGGAUUCAUGACGCUCAAGGUUCUCGAGGUCGAUGCAGGACAGACCUUCAAGUACGGCAUGUCGGUCGCUCCCGUGACGGAUUGGCGCUUUUAUGAUUCCAUCUACACAGAGCGCUACAUGCGUACCCCGCAACAUAAUCCGGAUGGCUACGACCGUACGGCCAUCUCCAACGUGACGGCCAUCUCCCAGAAUGUGCGAUUCCUCAUCAUGCACGGCGUCGCUGACGACAACGUUCACAUGCAAAAUACACUGACGCUGUUGGACAAGUUCGACCUCCAAGGUAUCGAGAACUACGAUGUCCAUUUCUUCCCCGACAGUGACCACUCGAUCUACUUUCACAACGCGAAUCAUAUUGUGUACGAUAAACUGAGUACUUGGAUCAUCAACGCCUUUAAUGGCGAGUGGUAUCGGACGGACGACCCGAAGCCGCUGGAAGGGUGA
Messenger RNA from Exophiala bonariae, 2976 nucleotides. RefSeq lists its product as uncharacterized. Gene Ontology annotation, cellular component: plasma membrane. The record is from RefSeq and is a predicted model, not a curated record. The transcript has a single exon. The coding region runs from base 1 to 2976 and encodes 991 amino acids. Gene Ontology annotation, biological process: proteolysis. NCBI's taxonomy places the organism in Eukaryota, Fungi, Ascomycota, Eurotiomycetes, Chaetothyriales, Herpotrichiellaceae. Gene Ontology annotation, molecular function: dipeptidyl-peptidase activity; serine-type endopeptidase activity.